AUGUACAUUAACAGCUUGAUUGAGGAGCUCAGCAGCGCAGAUGUCGGAUGUUCGGUGGAUGGUUGUUUUGUUAACAACAUAAGCUACGCAGACUACAUGGUGCUGCUGAGCCCCUCAGUCAACGGCCUUAGGAUUCUGCUGGAUAUAUGUGAGAGAUAUGCUGUGGCCCACGGUCUAAAAUAUAAUGUGAAAAAGAAGGUGAAAAUAACCCUGUUUAAAACGUAUUGUCAAACCUUAUACACGUGCAACCUGUGGAGUCACUACUCCAAAAAAGCCUACAGUGCUCUGCGCGUCCAAUACAAUAACGCCUUCAGGGCGUCAGGAAUGUUCGCCGCGUGGAGAACCGACAGUUUCCAAGCCGUGAUGCGCAAGCGGGUGGCGUCCCUGGGCGAGCGCGUGCGGGGCAGUGCCAACACUCUCCUGAAGGUGAUCGCUGAGAGGAUGGACAGCCCUAUCUUCGCUCACUGGAUGUCCUUGCAUGUCAAUUGUAAUUAUAAUUAUACUUUCUACUAA
Cydia splendana is the source of this 513-nucleotide messenger RNA. RefSeq lists its product as uncharacterized. Bases 1 to 513 code for a protein of 170 amino acids. The record is from RefSeq and is a predicted model, not a curated record. NCBI's taxonomy places the organism in Eukaryota, Metazoa, Arthropoda, Insecta, Lepidoptera, Tortricidae. The transcript is spliced from 2 exons.